UUUUGAGUUUUACAAUUGCUUGUUAGUUGGGUACAGUCAGUACCUCACAUGUUGUGAACAACUGAAGAGAUAUGCUGUUUGUUACAAUCUGCCAAUCUAUGGGGCAUAUGGCUAAUAUAGCACUGAAAUUGCGUACUACAUUACUCGUGAGAUAUCACAGAAUGUCUACUUGGCUUGAUGGCAGCAUUCUGUUAAUUGAAAAUACCACUCAUGUUGUUACUGUAUAGCAGCAGCAUGAAGCGACUAGCUUCACUUGUUGCUUAAAGCUUUGAGGUACCUUACCCUUCCAGAUAGUUGAAGGUGGACUGGACACUUCAGGACCAGAAAUGACAGCCUUAGGCCUAUUCAUGGGUUUGAAUAAUAUAUGGAAAGAAAUAGUCUCAAGUUCUCAGUUCGCCAGUUCAGUUUUAUGAAAUGACCAUUCCACAGUUUGAAGAUAUCAAAUUUGAAGCAGCCAGUCUUUUGUCAGAGUUAUAUUGCCACCAGAAUCUGGUUGAUUCAGCAAAGCCACUUUUACGGAAGGCGAUACAGAUUUCCCAGCAGACGCCUUAUUGGCAUUGUCGACUGCUUUUUCAGCUUGCACAACUGCACACACUAGAAAAAGAUUUGGUUUCAGCAUGUGACCUCCUAGGAGUUGGAGCUGAGUAUGCAAGAGUGGUCGGAUCAGAAUAUACAAGAGCACUCUUCCUCUUAAGCAAAGGCAUGCUAUUGUUGAUGGAACGGAAGCUGCAGGAGGUUCACCCUCUUCUGACUCUGUGCGGCCAGAUUGUGGAGAACUGGCAAGGUAACCCUAUUCAGAAGGAGUCACUGCGUGUCUUUUUCCUGGUGCUACAGGUCACACACUAUCUGGAUGCAGGACAGGUAAAAAGCGUGAAGCCCUGUCUGAAACAGUUGCAGCAAUGUAUUCAAACCAUCUCGACGCUGCAUGAUGACGAGAUUCUGCCUACUAACCCUGCAGAUCUCUUUCACUGGCUACCAAAGGAGCAUAUGUGUGUGUUGGUUUACCUGGUGACGGUGAUGCACUCCAUGCAAGCUGGAUACCUAGAGAAAGCUCAGAAGUACACAGAUAAAGCACUCAUGCAGUUAGAAAAAUUAAAAAUGCUGGACUGCAGCCCAAUACUCUCUUCAUUUCAAGUCAUGUUACUGGAACAUAUUAUCAUGUGUCGACUUGUAACAGGCCACAAAGCAACAGCUCUCCAAGAGAUUUCUCAGGUCUGUCAAUUGUGUCAGCAGUCUCCCAGGUUGUUUUCAAACCAUGCUGCCCAGCUUCACACGUUACUGGGUUUGUACUGCAUCUCUGUAAACUGCAUGGACAAUGCAGAAGCACAGUUCACAACAGCACUUAGGUUGACUACACAUCAGGAAUUAUGGGCGUUCAUAGUCACAAACCUGGCCAGCGUCUACAUUAGGGAAGGCAACAGACAUCAGGAGUUGUAUAAUCUAUUGGAAAGGAUAAAUCCAGAUCACAACUUCCCAGUCAGUUCUCACUGUCUCCGAGCAGCUGCAUUCUACAUCCGAGGCCUCCUGUCCUUCUUUCAGGGAAGGUACAAUGAAGCAAAGCGAUUUCUACGAGAGACUCUGAAAAUGUCAAAUGCAGAGGAUUUGAAUCGAUUAACAGCCUGUUCCUUAGUGUUACUGGGUCACAUAUUCUAUGCACUAGGAAACCACAGAGAAAGUAAUAACAUGGUGGUGCCAGCCAUGCAGCUGGCAAGCAAGAUCCCAGACAUGUCAGUGCAGCUGUGGUCUUCAGCAUUACUCCGGGAUCUGAACAAAGCUUGCGGGAACAGUAUAGAAGCUCAUGAAGCAGCUCAGAUGCAUCAGAAUUUUUCUCAACAGCUUCUCAAUGACCACAUAGAGGCCUGUAGUCUUCCCGAACACAACCUGAUCAACGUAAGUACAGUCAUCCCGAACACAAUCUAGUCAACGUGUAAAUGCUUACCCCAACAUGUUCUCUUUGAACAGUCCCAUGAGGGUGUUUAAAAUGCACACAAGAAAGCAGACAAAUUGAUAAUUCACAAUUGUGCUGCUUUUAGUGUAGUCAGCUAAUUAAGCACACAGAUUUAAACGUAAUCAAGCACCACACCUUAUGAUUUAGUAACCAACAUUUAAUUCUGCUGUAUCCAAUUUCAUACAAACAAAGCUGGCCCAUAACACUGAUUAGUUUCCUUUUUAAUUGUAUGUACAUAUAUCUAAAUAGAUACACAUAUAUGGUGGUAUAGUUGUAGCACUAGGGUACAGUACUGGUGGUCAGAGUGUAGUAUUGAUAAUGCAUGUUGUUUACUGCCAUUUAAGGAGAAUCGGAGAAAUGUUA
This is a messenger RNA of Chiloscyllium plagiosum (whitespotted bambooshark), 2311 nucleotides long. Lineage: Eukaryota; Metazoa; Chordata; Chondrichthyes; Orectolobiformes; Hemiscylliidae. The record is from RefSeq and is a predicted model, not a curated record.